Messenger RNA from Myotis davidii, 1473 nucleotides. RefSeq names its product HAUS augmin like complex subunit 1 (gene HAUS1). Gene Ontology annotation, biological process: spindle assembly; centrosome cycle. The record is from RefSeq and is a predicted model, not a curated record. The transcript has 7 exons. Gene Ontology annotation, cellular component: cytosol; HAUS complex. NCBI's taxonomy places the organism in Eukaryota, Metazoa, Chordata, Mammalia, Chiroptera, Vespertilionidae. The coding region runs from base 718 to 1446 and encodes 242 amino acids.
CGGAUGGCGAACACGGGAGGGCGCGGGCUACGGCCGCGGCGACGCGCACGGACAGCAUCUUUGCAGCUCCUCGAAGUUGCUCUGCAGCCGCAGCCUCGGACUGACUGGGACAAAAUGGCUGAGCGGCGAGGAAGGUCAAGGCAGCCAGCCCACCUGACCCGGAAGUACCGCCCCUCGCUUUCACCUUCCGGAUGCAAAUCUGCCUUUUGCGAGGUGGGGGUGAUUACUUGGUGUUUUUUUUUAGGUAUUAUUUUUGGAUGUGAAUUUCAAAAGGAAUGAUUAGACCUUUCUUUGCCAGCGUCCGCGCGGGCAUUGCUGACACAUUUACUAUGGUCUUUCCAGUUGACCUUGUGACUGCCCGGGGCGACCACGUGGGUAGCGGAACCAGUGGUGAAGCGGUUCCCUGGCCAGAUUCCGGAAACAGGUGGUGCUGACACCCCGUCCGAGGGCGCGGCGGGCAGGUUGACCGUGAGGCGGGUUGGAGGUGUCAGGUCUGAGGCUGUCGCUACGAAACCGUUUUCUGCAGAAAGAGAUUAUACCAUGGGGGGCGGGGGGCGAGGCGAGGUGGCCAGCAGCCUGGAGUCCUGGUGAAAACUACAACUCCCAGAAGUCCCGGGCCCUAAGGGGCCGGACCUACGGCGUGUGGGCGGGGCCUUCAGAACGAGCCCGGCAAUUCUUCCGAGAGGAUCUGCUCCAGAAGUGGCGGGAGCGGCAGUUAUGGAAGCGUCCGAGGAGAAAGAGGCGCAGGUUGCUGCGUGGUUGAAAAAGAUAUUUGGAGAUCAUCCUAUUCCACAGUAUGAGGUCAAUGCCCGUACCACAGAGAUUUUACAUCACCUUUCAGAACGCAACAGGGUCCGGGACAGGGAUGGCCACCUGGUAGUAGAGGACUUGAAGCAGAAAGCAAGUGAAUAUGAAUCAGAAGGUGAGAUUAAUUGCAGAGUUUUUGAAUAUUCUUUUUUUUUUUUUAGUUUUCUCUCUGCGGUGAAUGAUUUGACCUCUGAUCUUUUUAGUGCCAAAUCCAAAAAUGAAGAACUCAAGCUUGAAUUGGCAAAACUUGAAAAAAAAUUAACUGCAAGUUUAGUAUUAGAAAAAUGUCUACGAGACGAUCUCAAGAAGUCAGAGUUGCAGCUGUCUACAGAAAGGGCCAAAGUUAACAGUCGCCUUCAGAACAUGGACUUCCUAAAAGCAAAGUCAGAAGAAUCCAGAUUUGGAAUCAGAGCUUUAGAGGUAUGUAUAUUUAAUUGUGAAUAUCUCUGUUACUCUGUGUCCCUGUUUGUUUGUUCUUUUCAUCCCCAGAAACUGGCAGAACUAAAACAACAGACUAUACCUUUGAAGAAAAAAUUGGAGUCCUAUUUAGAUUUAAUGCCGGAUCCAUCUCUUGCUCAGGUGAAAAUUGAAGAAGCAAAGCGAGAAUUAGUAAGUUCCAUUUUUUUCUUCAGCUUUUAAAAAAGAAAUAAAAUAAAUGCUGAUAAG